AUGACCUCGACACCCAAUCGCUCAUCGGCUCUGCAUGGCGCGCGCAUCAAUGGCUUCAGCAAUGGCUCCAGCACUCGGACUCACAGCAUGACCAGAGAUGCCACAAAUCACAGCGGCCUGGCCGCGGCCUCUGCCGCCGAUGAGCAGGAUCACGAGGACCCCAUCCAUACCCUUCUCAAAUCUCGUUGGGCAGAGACCGAGUCCAGCAUCGCUAAGCUGUUUGGAUCCGAUGGCUCAUCGAGGCGCGCGUCCAGAAACCCCGUCGACAAUAAUACUACCACCGCCGAAAGCGGCCUUGCAUCGGAGGAGCCCGCCAAGACCAACUCCGUCCCGCCCAAGAAAGCUGCCCGCCAGAUCGACGAUGAUUAUGGGGACGAUGAUGAUGAAGAAGAUGAAGAUGAAGCUGACAAACAAAGUCCACUCAAGACGAAAGGGAAAGCAUCACUCCCGAAUGGCAUUUCGCCCCACCACAUCCGCACUCCUGCUCCAGCAGUGAAGCCACCCAUCGUACGCACAACCACCUCCGCGGCAUCCGAGCAAGCAAAGAGCAGUGAAGAUGUGCGAAAGCAGUUGGAACAGGACAAGAAGGAGGCCGCGGCUGCAGCCAAGUACAGCUUCCAGAGCAUGUUCUAUACUCUCGAGAACGACAGGGACGCGAUGCUGGAGCAGCAGAAGCUGGACGAACUCGAUCGCGAAGUGGAGAAUGAGAUAUCAGGAGGCCCCAAUGGCGCUGGCAACGCAACUCCUGCUGCAUCUGGGGCAGUGGCGACCGCCAAUGGAACGCAAGGGACACUGGGCAGUGCGGACCUGGGCGCGUCAAGCUUGACUCUCAAGCAUCUUAUCGCGCGGAUAGAUGCAAAGCGCGACAUGGUCAGGGCAUCCGACAAUCAGCUUCGAACACUCAUCUCAGAAGUUAGGAAAGGCCGCAGCAAGUGGGCAAGCGAGGAUCGUGUUGGACAAGAAGAACUUUAUGAAGCUGCUGAGAAGGUCCUCAUGGAGCUCAAGGCCAUGGCCGAGUACGCUCAGCCCUUUCUGCAGCGUGUCAGCAAGCGAGAAGCGCCGGACUAUUUCAACGUGAUCAAAACGCCCAUGGAUAUCGGCACAAUGAUUAAGAAGCUGAAAUCCCUGGGGUAUAAGAGCAAGAAGGAGUUCGUGGAUGAUCUCAGUUUGAUUUGGGCGAAUUGCUUGAAAUAUAACCAGGACCCUAAUCAUCCACUGCGGAAGAAGGCGCUGUACAUGCGAAAGGAAACUGACAAGCUUACGCCGCUCAUUCCCGACAUCGUCGUUCGCGAUCGUGCAGAGGUAGAGGCUGAGGAGCGUCGCCUGCAUUCCGCCGAUGCAGAUGAUAGCGAUGAUGACGAUGCGCCUAUCAUGGCAUCGAGGGGGCGAAAGGCGCCCAAGAAAGGAGCACCGACAUCUGCUCGCAAAGCUCCUCCAGUCGCCGUGGAAGACACGUCAACACCUCAGCCAGAGGACCGCAAGCCGCCAAUGCACCCAUCCGCAUCCAACCUGCGCAACGACUUUUUACGUGCGGAUUCGGAGACACAGGACAUCAGCUCGGCUGGCUUUAAUACUCCGCCGCCUGGCUCCGCAACGCCGCUUCCGAAUGGAAUUCAUGGGAGUGGUGUAGCGGGAAGUCAAGUCGAUGUAAUGGAGGUAGAUGGCUUGGGUCACUCGGUUGUUAGCGCACCCCAAGAUGAUCCGGAUGAGGACGACACGGAGUUUAAAACUUGGAAGCAAGUGACGAAGAAGGAUCGUGCAAUCGCGGCAGCAGAACGACACCGGCUCUUUCGUGGCGAACACCUGAAUCCGGAUGAGCCUGCUCUACUCCGGAGUAAGGCGAUGAUGCGGAGAUGGGCACGGCAGCAGAAAAUGAUUCAAGAGAAGCCAUCAAUUGAUGGUGAUGCACAAGACGAUGCCGGCGAGAGUGGAUCUGCUGCCGGUGGUGAGACACUCGCAGAGGGCAUCGCUGAGGAUGAAGACUCCACCUUACCGGACUACUACAAUCCUCUAUCCGCCAUUCCUGAUUUGGAUCCUCGAUGGAACUGGACGACAGACUCUCAAGGCCACACGAUAUCGCAAAACGACGCGUAUAUGCGCUUGUAUCCGAAAGAUCUGUACAAGGCGCCCGAAGGCAGCUUGAACAGGAAGUUUCAAGAAAAUGUCCGGCAAAUGCAAGAGACUCGUAAGGUUUGCGCGAAAAUUGGCAUCGUCAAGCAGAUGCAGAUACAAGCACAGGUAAGAUGCUAACGUCUCGAUUUCACCCGUGGCUUUCGCUGACUUGCCAAAGACAUACCAGAAUCAAUUCCAGAAGUAUGAGCCGCAGCCUUUUGAGGAACAAGACGUGGAGACUACUGUCGUCUCCGAGGACGGACCGCUCAUGGCUCCUUGGGUGAACCGCGCUGCCUUGCAGCGAUCAGUGGGCAAAAUCUUCUACCACGCUGGAUUUGAGGACUACCAACCUUCUGCCUUGGACUCUGUGACCGACGUGGCGAUUGAGUAUAUGACGAAGAUUGGACAGGGUCUGAAGCUCUUCAACGAGCAGCCUGCCACGACUGCGGAAGCGUCACGAUUCACUGUUGAGGAGCAAGUGCUUCAUACCCUCGAUGAAGCUGGUCUUGACAUUGAGGGGCUGGACACAUAUAUACGUGACGACGUUGAACGGCUGAGUACUAAGCUCACCGUUAUGCAUGACCGCAUGAAGUCGCACUUGGCAGAUCUGCUGGUAAGUUGCCCAUAUGAAAUGCAAACGAAUUUGGCUAACAGAUCUGAAGCGCCCUGCCUUGGGCGAUCACGCUGGUGCGGAUGGCGCUGGCGCGUUCAACGAUGGCAGCGAACAAUUCGUUGGCGGCGACUUUGCAGAAGAUCUGGAUGAGGAUUUCUUUGGAUUCCGCGAGCUUGGCCUUGCUGCCGAGCUCGGUCUGGAGACACUUUCGGUUCCUCUCCAUCUUCUCCAAAACCGUAUGCACAGUGCGUACCAGGCACAGAACCAAGGACCCAUUACCAGUGGCGGGCUAAUCCUGGAUCCGCCUGCCGCGUACGAAGCGGUUACGACUGAGAAUCUGGGUAGCCAAAUCGGUCUGGUGCAGGACUUCUUCCGCAACAAGCUUCGUGCGAACCGAGAUGAACCGCUUGUAGAAGACGAGGAUCUACCUCAGAAACAACGGUUCCCAAAGCCUCGGUUACCGCCAAACGGCAAGAUUUCUUCGCCGCGCAAGAGGCCGCUGCGGGAACAGCAGCAGAUGGCCAAGAAACGACGUAGGCUCGAAGAAAGCGGAGAAAAAGCGAAACUCACCAACCCAGUCGGAAAACUGCAACUGCAACCGCCAGACUCUCGGGAGAACGGAGUUGAUCCGGAGAAGGACGGAGAGCAUAACGGAGCGCCGAUGAGUCCUGAAAGCAUUAAUGGCAACUAG
Messenger RNA from Lecanosticta acicola, 3416 nucleotides. NCBI's taxonomy places the organism in Eukaryota, Fungi, Ascomycota, Dothideomycetes, Mycosphaerellales, Mycosphaerellaceae. The record is from the annotation of a GenBank genome assembly.